This is a messenger RNA of Protobothrops mucrosquamatus (brown spotted pit viper), 999 nucleotides long. RefSeq names its product short stature homeobox 2 (gene SHOX2). Gene Ontology annotation, biological process: regulation of transcription by RNA polymerase II. The record is from RefSeq and is a predicted model, not a curated record. Gene Ontology annotation, cellular component: nucleus. Bases 1 to 999 code for a protein of 332 amino acids. Gene Ontology annotation, molecular function: sequence-specific double-stranded DNA binding; DNA-binding transcription factor activity, RNA polymerase II-specific. The transcript is spliced from 7 exons. Lineage: Eukaryota; Metazoa; Chordata; Lepidosauria; Squamata; Viperidae.
AUGGAAGAACUUACCGCUUUUGUUUCCAAGUCGUUUGAGCAGAAAGUGAAAGAGAAGAAGGAGCUGAUCACCUACCGGGAGGUGCUGGAAAGCGGACCCGCCAGGGGAACUAAGGAGUCCGGGGGCUCCAACGAGUCCAGCGCCGAGGAGAACGGCAGCCCGGCGGCCCGGGGAGCUGGAGGAAGCGGCGGGGUGGGACGCGAAGGUAAAGGCUCCGGCUGGGGUGGGGUGGGAUGGGGCGGGGGCCGCGCGGGAAGCGGCGGGGUGGGACGGCGAUCGCCGGUGCGAGAGCUGGACAUGGGCGCCGUCGACAGGAACCGGGACGCGGACACUCCUAAACUCAGCGAAGUUUCGCCGGAGCUGAAAGAGCGCAAAGAGGAUGCCAAAGCGAUGGAAGACGAAGGGCAGACGAAAAUCAAGCAGCGGCGGAGUCGCACCAAUUUCACCUUGGAGCAGCUGAACGAGCUGGAGCGCCUGUUCGACGAGACCCACUACCCGGACGCCUUCAUGCGGGAGGAGCUCAGCCAGCGGCUGGGACUGUCGGAAGCCCGGGUGCAGGUCUGGUUUCAGAACAGAAGAGCUAAAUGCAGAAAGCAAGAAAACCAGCUCCAUAAAGGGGUUCUCAUUGGAGCAGCAAGCCAGUUUGAAGCAUGCCGAGUUGCUCCCUACGUGAAUGUUGGUGCUUUGCGGAUGCCUUUCCAGCAGGAUAGUCAUUGCAACGUGACGCCCUUGUCCUUUCAGGUGCAGGCACAGCUGCAGCUGGACAGCGCCGUGGCGCACGCGCACCACCACCUCCACCCGCACCUGGCGGCGCACGCGCCCUACAUGAUGUUCCCGGCCCCGCCCUUCGGCCUGCCCUUGGCCACCCUGGCGGCGGAGUCUGCCUCGGCCGCUUCGGUGGUGGCCGCGGCCGCGGCGGCCAAGACCACCAGCAAGAACUCGAGCAUCGCGGACCUCAGACUCAAAGCCAAAAAGCACGCGGCCGCGCUGGGCCUGUGA